Molecule: messenger RNA, 1988 nt
Organism: Linum tenue
Lineage: Eukaryota; Viridiplantae; Streptophyta; Magnoliopsida; Malpighiales; Linaceae
Source: the annotation of a GenBank genome assembly
GAAGAGAAACAAAACAACAAAACGAAAAAGACCGUCUCGCUGGGAAGCAAGCAGAAGAAGCCGCAGCCACAAGCCCCAACAGCGCCACAGCCCACGUUGGCGAAGAGGGCGGAAGAAAGGGAAGCAACAAUUCCAUGUGCCCACAUGGCUUCCUGCAGCUGUACUCUUCUUCAUCACCAUUUCUCCUCCUCCUCCUCCUGAGAGCCCAUCCCUAAUUUCAUCCCCAUUUCUCUCCCUCCCUUUGUUCUCUUCCCUGAUCUCCUUUCUUCCUCUCCUGUGAUUUCUGCGAUACCCACAAGAAAAAGAUCAAAUUUUUACGACAAGAUGAAGGAGGGCAACGAUGGGUUUGUCCGCGCGGAUCAGAUUGAUCUCAAGAGCCUUGACGAGCAACUUGAGCGCCAUCUCAGUAGGGUUUGGACUAUGGACAAGAACAAGCGAUCUGAAGAUUCCAAUCUUCCUCCAUCUGCUGCUGGUGCUGCUGUUCCAACUACUACUACUUCCCUCCACGCUUCAAAACCUACUUCCAUGGCCGCCGCUACCGCCGUCACCGCCGCCUUGACUAAGGACAGGCGGGAAUGGGAGAUCGACCCUUCUAACCUUGUUAUCAAGGGUGUCAUUGCUCGUGGUACCUUUGGGACAGUCCACCGUGGUGUCUACGAUGGCCUCGAUGUCGCCGUUAAGCUGCUUGACUGGGGUGAAGAGGGACAUAGGACAGAAGCUGAGAUUGCCUCACUAAGAGCUGAUUUCACACAAGAAGUUGCUGUUUGGCACAAGCUUGAUCAUCCUAAUGUAACUAAGUUCAUAGGUGCAACAAUGGGCUCAUCAGAUUUGCAUAUACAAACCGAGAACGGUCAAAUUAACAUGCCUAAGAACAUAUGCUGUGUUGUUGUGGAAUAUCUUCCUGGAGGUGCACUGAAAUCUUACCUUAUAAAGAAUCGCAGACGGAAGUUAGCUUUUAAAGUAGUUGUCCAGCUGGCGCUUGAUAUGGCUAGAGGGUUAAGUUACCUUCAUUCACAGAAGAUAGUUCACAGAGAUGUGAAGACAGAAAACAUGUUACUGGAUAAGACACGCACUGUGAAGAUUGCAGAUUUCGGGGUAGCUCGUGUCGAGGCUUCAAACCCUAAUGAUAUGACUGGGGAGACAGGGACACUCGGAUAUAUGGCUCCUGAGGUUCUGAAUGGAAAUCCGUACAACAGAAAAUGUGACGUGUAUAGUUUUGGUAUAUGUUUAUGGGAGAUCUAUUGUUGCGACAUGCCCUACCCCGACCUUAGUUUCUCGGAAGUGACCUCAGCUGUUGUCCGCCAGAAUCUGAGACCCGAGAUACCAAGAUGUUGCCCGGGCGCUCUAGCAAACAUAAUGAAGCGAUGUUGGGACGCCAACCCUGACAAGCGGCCAGAGAUGGACGAGGUUGUGUCAUUGUUGGAGGCUGUUGACACAACAAAAGGGGGUGGCAUGAUCCCUCCCGACCAACAAGGCGGUUGCCUCUGCUUCCGCAGAACCCGAGGCCCUUGAAUCCCUCCCCGCUGCUUAUGAAGCUGUUGCUGUAUGUAGUAAAUGGUAAAGAUCAUGGUAAUGGUUGAUUUAUGGGGACACAUACUAGGGGGGUUGAGGAGGAGAUGCAGUAGAUCUUUACUUUAUUACAUGUAAAGCUUUUCAUUCCUCUAAUCUCUUCCUGCUGCUUUUCUUCUUAGUUUGGGGUAGCCAUUUUUUUAAGGAGGGUAUGGCUGAUAUAUGUCUUCUUCCUGCCAUAUAUAUAUGAUGAUGAACUCAUUUGUGUAGCAUGCCCUCCGAGUCCUUAGGUCACUGCUAAACUCUUUAGUAUUAUGGGAAAAGUUUAGUGGUUUAUGUACCUGGAACUGAUCAGAGAUUGAGUCCUGUAGUUGAUUAAAUACUGUUUUAGAUGUUUGAUUCUGUAAGUCACAAUCAAGAACGAUUUGCUGUUGUAUGUGUCACUUCAUUGUGUGGUAGAUCAGGUGGAUGUGUGUAUU